GACAUUACUGUCAGCGGUGAACAGCGACAGCCCGCCCAGACUCCUCCAGGAAAUCAGAUCUCCGUGAACCUGGGGAUGGCGUCUCUCCCAAGCACAGCAGUUCCCUUGCUGGUUCUCACGCAGUGGCUAACACAACAGGUGGCUGAUUCGGCAUGGCUGGACAUGGCCGACAACGCGUUUGACGAUCAGUAUGUGGGCUGUACUGAAGAAAUGGAGAAAAGGGCACCUCAGCUGUUAAGAGAAGAACUGGAAGCACAUCAAAAAUUGAAAACUGCGUGGGAAAAGGCAGCAAAGAAGUGGAGCGAGAUAAAGAGCAACACAAACAAACUCAGUGAUUUCCACGGGACAGCGGUCGUGACCUAUACGAACGUGUCCAUCGCAGAAGAAUUCAACCGAGCUGUGAGAGGGUUUCAUCAAAAUUCACAUAACUUCCCCUUCAAAGCCUUCCAUUAUUAUUUGACAAGAGCCCUUGAGCUUCUCAAGGACAAUCAGUGUUUCACAGUUUACAGAGGCAGCAAGACCAAGUUCUAUUAUAGCGGGAAAGGGAAUGUGCGUUUCGGACAAUUUACCUCAUCAUCUUUGUCGAAUGCUGUAGCUUUGCAUUUUUCUAGUGAGACCGGAACAAUUUUUACUAUCAAAACCUGUUUGGGUGUUAGUAUUGCAAAGUUCUCUUUUGUACCACAUGAACAGGAAGUACUAAUUCCAGGGUAUGAGGUGUAUCAGAAAGUCACUGUAGAAGAUACAGAUAAAGGAGGGAAUCGCAUUCAUCUGGAACGUUACCGAAAAGGGGGAAGUAACUACAAUUGCUACUAUCUUUCGACUGCAAAUUCCAGCAGAUACCGCCACUUGGGAAUGAGAGAAGGCACUGCGCUCCUCCUGCUGUUGCCUGGGAUCCUCGCCCUGCUGAUCUCCCAUGCAGAGGGUUAGCCCUAAGCCUGACCUUCCUGGUGCCUAGUUCUUCGUGGAGUGUGUGCAACAGGGAUCCGAGAGCAGCAACGAGGCGGGGGCCUGAAUGGCUCUCGCCAAUAGCAGGAAAGGUGGGGGUAUAGGAUUGUGUCUGCAUGCUGCUUAGUGCUCAGAUCCCCACAGACAUUGCAGCGAUCGCUGUGUCUGGCUGCAAAAAACAAAUGCUCCCUCUUCAAAAUGGUGACCCAGCUUAAG
This is a messenger RNA of Echinops telfairi (small Madagascar hedgehog), 1161 nucleotides long. Its product is annotated as T-cell ecto-ADP-ribosyltransferase 2-like. The transcript has 4 exons. The record is from RefSeq and is a predicted model, not a curated record. The coding region runs from base 76 to 927 and encodes 283 amino acids. Lineage: Eukaryota; Metazoa; Chordata; Mammalia; Afrosoricida; Tenrecidae. Gene Ontology annotation, molecular function: NAD+ poly-ADP-ribosyltransferase activity; NAD+-protein-arginine ADP-ribosyltransferase activity.